Coffea eugenioides is the source of this 3432-nucleotide messenger RNA. Its product is annotated as condensin complex subunit 3. The transcript is spliced from 12 exons. Gene Ontology annotation, biological process: mitotic chromosome condensation. The record is from RefSeq and is a predicted model, not a curated record. Gene Ontology annotation, cellular component: condensin complex; condensed chromosome. NCBI's taxonomy places the organism in Eukaryota, Viridiplantae, Streptophyta, Magnoliopsida, Gentianales, Rubiaceae. The coding region runs from base 33 to 3158 and encodes 1041 amino acids.
GAUCCGGGGAACACAUAUUCAUCUUGUCCAGAAUGCCGCGCGCCACCGAAGAAGACGAAUUGCACCACCACAAGUUACUCAAGGAGAAAAUCGCCAGGGUUUUCGACGGGACCAGAACUUCUCACGCCACGCAUACUCGAAAGCUCAAGGAGCUCUUCACUCUAUUCCUCUCAUCGGCGUCGCCGGGGAAAUUCUUCACAGCAUUUUCCGAAACCUUAGCUCCUCUAUUUGACUUCAGUCGCCGGACGGCCUCCGCCGAAAGGAUUAUCAAGUUUGUCGCCGCCUUCGCCACUUUUCGGUCCGAGAAAAAUAUUAACGCAUUGGAAAUUGACGAGUUUUUGGAGCGGUUUUUGAGGUUUCUGCUUGUGGCUUCUACUGCGGCUAAUAAGACUUCUAGACAUAGGGCUUGCCAGAUCAUUUCCGAGAUUAUAAUGCGACUGCCUGAUGACACAGAAGUGAGCAAUGAGCUCUGGGAUGAGGUGAUUGAGCAUAUGAAGUUGCGAGUAAAUGAUAAGGUCCCGGCUGUGCGUACAUUCGCUGUUAGGGCUCUUUCACGCUUUUUAAGUGAUUCAGAGAACAGUGAUAUUCUUGAGCUGUUCGUUGAUAAACUGCCUUCAGAACAGAAUCCGGAUGUUCGAAAGACAAUUGUGUUAUCUUUGCCACCUUCAAAUGCAACUUUAGCUGCAAUCAUUGAUUGCGCAUUGGAUGUAAGUGAAUCAGUACGCAAGGCAGUUUAUUGUGUCCUUGCAAGUAAAUUUCCUCUGCAGAGUCUCAGUAUCAAGCUCAGGACCACAAUCCUCCAGAGGGGACUUGCUGAUCGAUCAGCAGCUGUGGUGAAGGAGUGUUUGAAUCUGAUAAAAGAUGACUGGCUUCCAAAAUUUUGCAAUGGAGACCCUGUAGAACUUCUUAAAUAUCUUGAUGUUGAAACCUAUGAAGAGGUUGGGGAGUCUGUUAUCUGUGCUAUAUUAAAAGAAGGGUUGGUGAACUUGGAAGAUGUUAAGAGCCUUCAUGAGUUCUCGACUUCAGAUGGUGAGACAACUGGAGGGCCUUUAAAGCAUGACAUCCAACUAAUGGAACCUGAAGUUGCUCUUUACUGGAGAAUUGUGUGUAAGCAUUUACAGAUGGAAGCACAAGUAAAGGGCUCUGAUGCAGCAAUGACGAUGGGAGCCGAGUCUGCUGUAUAUGCAGCAGAAGCAUCUGACAGCAAUGAUCUUCUUGACAGAGUUCUUACAGCUUCUGUUUCAGAAUAUGUGGAAUUGGUCAAAGCUCAUCUUACUGCCGGAUCAAAUUAUCGAUUUGCUUCUCGCCAACUGCUAUUGCUUGGUGAGAUGUUUGAUUUCUCUGAUGCCACAAACAGAAAGGUUGCCGGUGAAUUGGUGCAGGAGUUGCUGCACAAACCCCUUGAUCAUGAAAAGGAUGAAAAUGAUAAUGACAUAGUUAUAGGAGAUGGCAUUAAUCUUGGAGGAGACAAAGAUUGGGCUUCUGCUGUGUCGAAAUUUGUUAGACAAGUUCAUGCAGCAUUAGGAGAAUUUGAAGAAGUUGUUCUGACGGUUGUGGCUGAGCUUGUUCAGCCUUGCAGAGAGAGAACUGCAGACUACAAAGAGUGGCUCCACUGUCUUGCCGUGACUGGCCUCCUUUUGGAAAGUGCACGAUCAUAUCAUUUGUUGCAGGGCAAGGCCAUUGAACCUGCUGAAAUUCUUCACUCGUUAUUGCUUCCUGGGGCAAAGCAUGCUCAUUUUGACGUUCAGAGGGCUGCAAUCAGGUGCCUUGGUCUUUUUGGGUUGCUGGAGAGAAAACCAUGUGAAGAUCUAGUGAAGCAGUUAAGAUUUAGUUUCAUCAAAGGUCCCUCAUCAAUUACCAUCAUGUCAAGCAAAGCCAUGCUUGAUCUGGGACUGUGGCAUGGUCCUCAUGAAGUUGACAAAGCCAUGAAUCAAGACGUAACAUCACAGUUCAAAGACCAAAAAGUGGAUUUCAGUUCUAUAAAUUGGUGUGAUGCUAGUGAAAAUUUGCAUAUUGGAAUGCUUGAUAUGCUAUAUUGGGUAAUGGAGAGGAAUUGCAUUAGUGAUUUUGUAGAAAGCGAUGAGAUUGAGUUUGUUCAAGCUGUUCUGGCAGAAGGUUUUGCAAAGAUAUUACUUCUGAGUGAGAAGUACCCAAAUGCAGAUGCUUCAUCGCACCCUUUAUUAUUAGGAAAGCUGAUUGGCCUCUUUUUUUCUAGUGACAGUAAAGACCAUCUGAGAUUGAAACAGUGCCUAUCCGUAUUCUUUGAUCAUUAUCCAUCCCUGUCUGCAAACCAUAAGAAAUGCUUAUCAAAGGCUUUCAUCCCAGUUACGCGCUCCUUGUGGCCGGGCAUCAUGGAUAGUGCUAAAAGAAGUUCAGCAAUGGUGGCAAUGAUGCGCAAACGUGCUGUCCAAGCAGCACGCUUUAUGGUGCAGAUGAUGCAAGCUCCAUUGUACACGAAAGAUAAUGUACCUAAAGAUGGAGAUGGAAGCGAGGACACAAAAGAUGUCUUUCUCGAGUUUGAUAGUGGAGAGGAAGGGCUUGCAAUACGCAUAGCUGCAGAAGUUAUGGGCUUCCCCUCAAAUAAAACAGCUGCUGAGAAAUCAUACGUGUCAGCACUUUGCAGAAUACUUGUCUUGCUUCACUUUCGAUCGUCAGAACAAGGACCAAUAAAGUUAAUGCGGCAGCUUCUGAGUUGUAUUGCCCAAUCUGUAGUAGCCGAAAGGGAGCUUCUAAAAGAGUUAAAAGAGAUGGCUUCACGCUUAAAGGCUGCAGAUAGAAGUCCUGAUCAACAAUUAUCUUCUGAUCAGGCUAAUCACAUAUUCGGGAGAUUGGAGCUAGAAGUGAACCUCGAUGAAGUUGAGUCAGUGGAACUUCCACCCACUCCAGCACCUCGAUCAAUUAGAACAGCCCGUGCACGGAGACGACCAAAAGCUGAAGAAGAAUCUUCCUCCGAUGGUGAAUUGUCGCCAACUUCUGUCGUUCCUGCAGAUUCGAGCAACAUGAGAGCUCGCUCACAGAGGGCCAGCAAGACAGCUGCUAUGACCAGGAUGACAACCAACAACACUUCAAGCAUUAACGAGGAGGAGGCAGAGGAUGAUGACAGUCAAGAGGAUUCAGGUUCAGAGGUGACAUCUGCAGAUGACUCUGAUGCUUUUUAACUGGAAGAUGAUUUCGUGGAAGUAAUGGUGCAACAUCAGACUCUGCAAUCGUUUGUUUUUGGGAUUCUGAAAGUAGUAGAAUCUAAGCUCAUUCGUGUCUUUCUCCUGCACUAAACUACACUAGCGAGAUCCUAUCUUGUUUAUUUAUCUGUUGUUAUUUCGCAUCAAAUGCGCUGGAGCCUAAUGACACCUAUGCAUGAAUGUUUUUGCUGCGGACUGACACUGGCAACAAGUGUAGCUAUAAAUAUCUCAAAAGGGAGACUUGAACUUUCAA